Messenger RNA from Mytilus californianus (California mussel), 2681 nucleotides. RefSeq names its product toll-like receptor 4. Gene Ontology annotation, molecular function: transmembrane signaling receptor activity; protein binding. The transcript has a single exon. The coding region runs from base 7 to 2547 and encodes 846 amino acids. Gene Ontology annotation, biological process: toll-like receptor signaling pathway; immune response. Gene Ontology annotation, cellular component: membrane. NCBI's taxonomy places the organism in Eukaryota, Metazoa, Mollusca, Bivalvia, Mytilida, Mytilidae. The record is from RefSeq and is a predicted model, not a curated record.
UUCAACAUGAUCAAAAUAAUAGUCAUCUCUACUUUUGUCUUAUGUCUUGGCUGCAAAGGAAAAUCUCUGGAAAUGAACUCUUGUGAAAUGAAUAUCAAAGCUGAAGAAGUAGAUUGCACUCAUCAAAACUUGUCAAAGAUUCCAAAUUGUUUGGAAUAUACGAAAACACUUAUCCUAGCCAGAAACAAUAUCUAUAAAAUACCGGAUGAUUCAUUCGUCCAUUGUGUACGUCUGAAAGAUUUAAACUUAGCACAUAACAAGAUUGAAAGACUGUUCCCCAGAUCAUUCAAUGGGCUCGAAGGAUUGUUAAGUUUGAAUUUGGAAAACAAUAAUAUUGGAAAGAACAAUUCAUUUAUGAAAACAAGUUUAACCUAUCUUCAAAAGCUAAAGUAUCUCAAUAUCAAGAACAAUUCAAUUUUAUCAGUCCCCGACAUAACAGCAUUGAUAUCUUUAAAAACAUUGUCAAUGAAUUUGAUAGAAGAAUUAGCUAUUGGUGAACACUUAAAAGGCCUCAAUUCUUUAUUGACUUUGGAUUUGUCAGGACCCAGGUCAGCUUGUCGAUCUCUUAUACUGACUUCUGACACUUUUUCCGGUCUUCAGUCACUGCAUUCUUUAGAUCUAUCAAAAAAUCGCAUACUUAAGAUUUGGAAAGGAACGUUUGUUCAUUUACGAAACUUACGCUUUUUAGAUAUAUCUUUUAAUAAAGAUUUAGGCUUUUCCGGUGUGGAAAAUGUUACGCACGACUUGCCGAUGACAGCAAUAGAAAUUUUUAAAUUUCAGAUGGUAAUUUCGCCAUUAUCACAUUUCACAAUGAUUGAAAAGACUCAUCUGGAGGAGCUAAAGAAAACAAAAAUACGGAAGAUUUAUGCUGAUAGUAACCGAAUUAGUUUAGUUGAACUAGGCGUUAUUCCAAAAUUACCAAAAUCUUUAGAAAAGAUUUCAAUUAAUGACAAUUUCCUUAUGCCGGGAACUUACAUCAAAGAAACACAAUAUUUAUCGAUUAAAGUUUUAAAUGUAUCAUCAUCUAUUACACAUCGGGUUAUUAACGAAGACAACAUUUGGCCAUGGUGUAUAGACGCUAUUAAAGGAUUUGACUUUGAGUUUUCAUUCGAUGGAACACGUCCGUCAGAGUAUGUUAAACAAAAAAUGAAAUUAGCAACACAAAAUUUAGAAUUUUUGAAUAUUGCAGUUCUUUUGGCCUCCGGUCUACCUAAAACUCUCCGGGAAAUGAAUGUGAGUGGUGGUGGUCUACAGUUUGAAAUUCCAGAAGUGCAUUUUAAAGACAAUGAACUGGAAAGGGUAGAUUUGUCUUUUAAUAAAUUUCGAUCCUGUAUAGGGCCGCUAAACAAUCUUCUAAAGCUAAACUACUUAGAUUUGUCUUCUAAUAAUUGUCCCGAUAUUUCAAAUGUGUUCUUUUCUGGGACACCGAAUAUCAAGACGCUGAUGUUUCAAAAUAAUUGUUUAGGGGUUGUUUUUGCAACAAGAGAGGGAGAAGAGGUAUUCAGAAGUCUUAAACAUUUGGAAACAAUAAAUCUGUCGGAUAAUAAAAUACAUUAUUUGCCCAAAUUGAUAUUUAGAUCACAAAAUGAACUGAAGGAAAUCAGUUUGAAGAGAAAUUCUAUUGAAAAAUUUCAGUUAAAAUUAAAUCAUAUGAAGAGUCUUUUGUUUCUUGAUAUUUCAAACAAUAACAUCCGAAAUAUAGACCCAGACCAAACGGAUGAACUUGAAACCAUUGCAAAAGAAAAUGGCAAAUUUAGACUUGACCUGAGAGGGAACCCCAUCCAAUGUACAUGUAAAAAUAUAAAAUUUUUGAAAUGGAUAGCAUCGACAAAAGUCAAUCUGCAAAGCGUAUCAUCCUACCUCUGUGAAUUUGCGAAUGAAACGAAAGUUUUGCUGAAAAAUCCCACCGAACUUUACAAAUCGAUGGAAAAAGAAUGCUCUUCAUCAUGGGAGGUAAUACUUGUGGUAUCUAUCACAUUUAUCAUAUUUGUCGUUAUCUUAGUAUGUGGACUUAUUUAUAGAUACCGAUGGAAGUUGCGAUAUCUCUUUUUCAUGGCAAAAUCUAGGUAUAAAAGAACAUCAAAUGUAUUUCCAGACGAGCAAAUCUACGACUACGACGCAUUCAUUUCCUAUGAAGACGAAGACCAAUAUUUUGUACAUAACACACUUUUGACUAAUAUCGAAAGAGAUGGCCAAUUCAAAGUUUGUGUCCACAAACGGGAUUUUAUUGCCGGAAAUGAAAUAGCCGCCAACAUAACUGAUGCCAUCCACCGGAGUCGCAAAACCGUGUGUAUAAUCACGCAAAAUUUUCUUAAUUCAUACUGGUGCAUGUUUGAAUUCAAUAUGGCACGCAUGGAGAGUAUUUACUCACGUAACGCAGAAAACGUACUCUAUUUAAUCUUUUUGGAGCAAAUCCCCACAAAAAGGUUACCUUUGGUCUUACUGGAGCUGGUUCAGUCGCGAUCGUACAUGGAAUUUCCAAAUGACGAAUACGGUAACGCUGUAUUUUGGAAUAACCUGAAGAAAGUGUUAUCAGAUAGAGAAUGAAAUUAAGGUAUAAUGGGAGUAGAUUGCAAAAUAACUGAAUCAAGUCACCAAUUUCGAUGCAGUAGUGCAAUUUCCUUUAAAAACCUUUCAUUUAUAAAAUAAUAUCAUUAUUAUUAAUAUUAUUUUAAUGUACA